Molecule: messenger RNA, 7359 nt
Organism: Felis catus (domestic cat)
Lineage: Eukaryota; Metazoa; Chordata; Mammalia; Carnivora; Felidae
Gene: SHROOM3
Product: shroom family member 3
Exons: 12
Coding region: 700-6741 (2013 amino acids)
Biological process (GO): actin filament organization
Cellular component (GO): apical plasma membrane; apical junction complex; cortical actin cytoskeleton
Molecular function (GO): actin filament binding
Source: RefSeq, a predicted model, not a curated record
UUAUCAGCUGUGCGACUGUUUGGAUUGGUCAAGUUUUUGUGCUGAACCGAGUUCUGCAUGGCAGGGCUCGCUGUGCAGAAAGGUUGCAGUGGCUCUAUUUGCCUUAAUCCAUUUUCCUCUCACUUCCUUGCUCUUUCACGCAGAGGAGGCAAGUGGCUGCUGUGGCAGCAGCAGUGGCUGAUCAUCCCUGAAAAUACCAAAGAAAAGAACUCAGCCGCCUCCUGGAUAUUUUUUUCCACUGGGGAUUAACUUGCCAUGAUUUUUUCAUUUUUCCGUCCAUCCUGCAAAAACUAUUUUUUUUUUUUUUUUUUUGCAAGAAGCAAACCAUGAUCUUAUAGCUGGAAAACAUAAGCAAAAGGUUUUAGCACAGCUCUGUCUCUUGGGGACAAGUUAGAAAAUUCUCAAGCCAGCAGAAGCAUAAGUGGGGAGAUAUAGAGCACUGGGGGGCUUCAGUGAGAUCCCGGGAUCCCAGGAGGAGAAUUUACAUUCAGAAAUGUUGGAGUGAAAAGUCCUCCUGGUUCAGCAUCUUGGACUUAAGUUCAGAAGAACAUUUUACAUCUGAAAGAAUUUGUUUCUCAAAACCUCUUUAUUUUGGCCGGCGAGUAUCAUGAAGGAUGGGAUGAGGUGUUGUGAAUAGAAGCACUACUCUGAAUCUGCUUCAGACAUUUAAAAUUUAACUCCAGGGAUCAUGUGUUGGGCAUGAUGAAGGCCACAGAGAACCUGGAUAAGACUACUGCCGUACUGAACCCCAACAGGACCCCCAAGGGCAGGUACAUUUAUCUGGAAGCGUUCCUGCAGGGAGGAGCUCCCUGGGGCUUUACUUUGAAAGGUGGCCUGGAGCACGGAGAACCAUUAAUCAUCUCUAAGAUCGAAGAAGGGGGCAAAGCUGACUCGGUGAGCUCCAAGCUGCGGGCUGGGGACGAGGUGGUGCACAUCAACGAGGUUGUGUUGAGCAGCUCCAGGAGGGAGGCCGUUUCCCUGGUGAAAGGAUCCUACAAGACCCUCAGGCUGCUGGUACGCAGAGAUGCGUGUGCAGACCCAGGCCCUGCAGGUACCGGUACCUCUGACUCCCUCAGCCCAGAGCCCCUCACCUCGGACCCCCAGCACAGGAAAGCAGCAUGGUCAGGAGGAGUUAAGCUUCGGCCGAAGCACAGGCGCAGCGACCCUGCAGGCCGACCUCACUCUUGGCAUUUAACCAAAUUGGGGGAGAACCAACCAGAGGGCAGCAUGAUGCAAAUCACUCCGGGCACGAUCGGCAGUCCUUGGCCCCAAAGAUACCAUUCCAGCUCCUCUACCAGUGACCUCUCCAGCUAUGACCACGCGUACCUGAGGCGAAGCCCUGACCACUGCAGCUCCCAGGGGAGCAUGGAGAGCCUGGAGCCCAGUGGGGGAUACCCACCCUGCCAUCUUCUCUCCCCUGCCAAGUCCACCAGCAGCAUUGACCAGCUCAGCCACCUCCACAACAAGAGAGACUCGGCGUACAGCUCCUUCUCCACCAGCUCUAGCAUCCUCGAGUAUCCGCCCCCUGGCAUCUCUAGCCGGGAGCGUUCAGGCUCCGUGGACACCACUUCUGCCCGGGGCGGCCUCCUAGAAGGGAUGAGGCAGGCAGACAUUCGCUAUAUCAAGACAGUCUAUGAUCCCCGGAGGGGAGUCUCAGCAGAGUAUGAGGUGAACUCUUCAGCUCUGCUUCUCCAAGGGAGGGAGGCCCGAGCAUCAGCAGAUGGCCAGGGCUAUGAUAAAUGGCACAGUGUUCCUCGGGGCAAGGGGGCGCCCUCCCCAUCCUGGAGCCAGCAAUGUCCCAGUUCCUCGGAGACAGCCACUUCCAACCUGGCUCCUAAAGCGGCCGCACCGCUGCCCCCAGCUCGGAGCGACAGUUAUGCAGCCUUUCGGCAGCGAGAACGGCCCAACUCUUGGUCUAGCCUUGAUCAGAAGCGGUUCUGUCGGCCUCAGGCAAACGUCGCAGCCUCCCUGAAAUCUCCCUUCAUAGAGGAACAGCUGCAUACUGUGCUAGAGAAGAGUCCAGAGAACAGCCCCCCAGCGAAGCCCAAGCAUAAUUACCCCCAGAAGGCCCAGCCUGGCCAACCUCUACUGCCAACUGGCAUCUACCCGGUACCUUCUCUGGAGCCACACUUUGCCCAGGUGCCCCAGCCUUCUGUGAGUGGUAACGGCACGCUCUACCCAGCACUGGCCAAGGAGAGUGGGUAUACAGCUCCCCACGGAGCUUGUGACAAAAUGGCUACCUUUGACGAGAACGGGAACCAAAAUGGAUCUAGCAGGCCUGGGUUCGCCUUCUACCAGCCUCUAGAACCUGAUUCAAUGUCCCUGGUAGAGAGGAAACCUGAAACUUCAGCCAAAUGUGUCCCCUACAGAGUCCAUUUCCCUUCAGUACCUGAAAAUGAGGAGGAUACCUCACUGGAGAGACAGCUCGCCCCUCUCCACGGCAGCAGCCCACAUCCCAAUGAGAGAAAGAGCGCCCACAGCAACAAACCAUAUUCUAAUCACCACAGCCUCAAAGUGGGUGAAGACAAGAGAUCUUCCAGGCCCUCAGAGCCCUGGGAGGGUGAUUUACACGCAGACCACAAUGCCAACCUGCAGCAAAGGCUGGAGAGGGAGAGCCUCCAGAGCCCGCCGAACAACUUUGGCAGGACCAAGUCAGCCUUCUCCUCUCUCCAGAACAUUCCUGAGAAUCUAAGAAGGCAGAGCAGCGUGGAGCCAGGAAGAGGAGCCCAGGACGGCUACCAGGAUGGCAGGUCCACCUGUGUAGUCAACAGCAAGGGGGAGGACUCUGGCAGGAAAGCUGUUCCCGAUCACAGGAGCCACCUGGACAGGCCAGUUUCCUAUCCAAGGCCCGAGGCGAGAACCAGUGCCUUGGCCUCUUUCCCAAGUUCAGACCCAAGGUACGAGGACCCUCCCUCUCCACCCCACCAGCAGACAUCCAGUCUGGGCCGGAGGCGGCUCAGCUCCAGCAGCGCCUCGGCUCUGCAAGGCUUUCAGUAUGGGAAGCCUCACUGCUCCGUGCUGGAGAAGGUUUCCAAGAUAGAGCAGCGAGAACAAGGGAGCCAGAGACCCCUAAGUGUGGGCAGCUCUCAUUAUGGCCAUAACUACAGGCCCAACAGGACGGUUCCAAAUUCUCAUCCUUUUGGGAAGGACUUUGAGGAGACAAAAAGCAAUAUCCGUUUUUCUGACCCCACUGAACCCAUAGGCAAUGGGGAGCAGCAGCACUUCAAAAAGGAGGAGCCAAAGCUGGAAGAGGUUACCCGGCAGCCACACGGUCAGCAGUUGAGGAGGGGUGGGGAUGGCGGCCGUGGCCUCCAGCUCCAAGGCAGCGAGCCCCCGAGGCGGGACACGCACCUGCUCCGCAGCCAGAGCACCUUUCAGCUCUUUGGCGAGACGGAGCAGGAGCCCCUGUGGCUGGACGACAGGCCCAGCACGCCCGAGUCACCGGUGCUGGACGCCCCCUUCAGCCGUGCCUACCGGAACAGCAUCAAGGACGCGCAGUCCCGCGUCCUGGGGGCCACCUCCUUUCGACGGCGGGACCUUGAGCCGGGGACACCCGCGGCUUCGAGAGCCUGGCGUCCAAGGCCCGCCUCGGCCCACGUGGGGCUGCGGAGCCCGGAGGCGGCGGCUUCCGCCUCCCCGCACACCCCUCGUGAGCGGCACAGCGUGACCCCGGCCGAGGGCGACCCUGCCCGACCCGCGCUCCCUGCCACCCGAAGGGGGCCGCGCCGUCGCCUGACCCCCGAGCAGAAGAAGCGCUCCUAUUCGGAGCCCGAGAAGAUGAACGAGGUGGGGAUCUCGGAGGAGGCCGAGCCGGCGCCCUCUAGCGCGCAGAAGAAGGGGCUGCGUUUCUCCGAGAGCACGGUGGCCGACCGGCGCCGCAUCUUCGAGCGCGACGGCAAGGCCUGCUCGACGCUCAGCCUGUCGGGCCCCGAGCUGAAGCAGUUCCAGCAGAGCGCUCUGGCCGACUACAUCCAGCGCAAGACCGGCAAGCGGCCCUCCUCCGCCGCCUGCAGCCUCCAGGAGCCCGGGCCACCGCGGGAGCGCUCCCAGAGCACCUACCUACAGCCCGGCCCCGCGGCGUCCGAGGGCCCCGGCCUCACCUCGGCCUCCAGCCUCUGCUCGCUGCGGGAACCGAGCCUGCAGCUCCGCAGGGAGGCUGCCCUCCUGCCCGCCGCAGCAGCGGGGGACGUGGGGGAGUCCCCACGGGCCCCCAGAGAUCGCAGCAGCUCCUUCGCUGGUGGCCAUGUCUUUGGGGAACUGCGACGUGGGGACCAAGCCCCGAGGGAGCUGCUCGCUGGAGCUAACUAUGGGCCGAAGGGCACCCAGAGGGUGGACAGGACCCCUGGGGAGCCCUCCUCGUGGGGGGCCGCAGCCAGGAGGGCUGGGAAGUCCAUGUCUGCUGAGGACCUGCUGGAGCGCUCAGACGUCCUGGCGGUUCCUGUCCAUGUGAGAUCACGGUCCUCUCCCACUGCAGACAAGCGUCAGGAUGUGGUUUUGGGGGAAAACAACAGCUUUGGCCCUGUGAAGGAUCCGUGUUAUUUGGCUGGCCCUGGGUCCAGGUCCGUCAGUUGUUCAGAAAGAGGCCACGAAGACAUGCUGUUGCUCAAACACCAUCCUAGCCUUCGUUGGGGUGGUUCAGGCUGCAAAGCAGUUGGUGAUUCCUCUGUACCCAGUGAAUGUCCUGGACCCCUGGACCAUCAGAGGCAGGCCAGCAGAACAACGCCUUGCCCCAGGCUGUUGCCCACAGGAAUGCAAGGGCAUCUCACAGACACUAGGGCUGCAUCCCUGACCCCGCUCAGCUCAGCUCUGCCUUCCCCCGUUCCCUCCAGCUCCCAGGCUGCAACCGAUCAGCUGACUGGAAGGGACUGUCAGACAGGGCAACAGCCUCUUCCUCCAUACACCUCAGCAGUGACCCACAGAAGCAAUGGUCACAGCCUGGUCCAGCCUGCCAGUCCAAGAGGCCACGAGCCCAACAGCCCAGAGCACGGGCUAGAAGAGGCAACGAGGAAGCGGGUCUCGUUGCCUCAGCGGCCUGCCCCACCUCGGGUGAAGUGGGCCCACACGGUCAGAGAGGACAGCCUCCCUGAAGAAUCCUCGUCACCUGAUUUUGGAGACCUGAAGCACUACAAAACACAGCAGACUCCUCCAAGCUCAGGCAGCACUCUAGACUCGCCUCUUGGGGCCCCAAGCACUCCAGGGAGGAUCUCCCUCCGAAUAUCUGAGUCGGUCCUGCUGGCCUCCCCACCACCUCGGGAAGAUGAUGAUGAUGAGGUGUUUGUGAAGGACUUGUACCCCAACGCCGCUUCCAGCCCCACAUUUGAACUUCCCCCACCCCCACCGCCUCCGCUGAGCCAGGACACCCCAGUGAAUAGCUUGGAUGACUUUCCUCCACCUCCUCCCCACGCUCUGUAUGAGGCAGAGCUGGACAGUGAGGAUCACAAGGAGCCCUGUACCAGCAGCUCCAGCAAAUUUGCCAAGGUGACGGUUGCCAAGGAAAGGCCCAUGCCUGGUACAGUCCAUUUGGUUGGCAGUCAGAUACCAGCUUCCAGAUCGCAAACUUCUAUCAAGGGUUCAGAAGCCAACGAGACCAACCCACCCUCCACCAUGGGCACUCUGCCCCAACUUGCUGGGGCUCUUGGCAAGCAGCCAGGCCCCGGGCAGCCAUCUCCCAUCCACAACCCAGUCAGUGGGACUCAGAGUUUAGAAAAGAAUGUUAAUUCUGGUCCUCAGAAGACCUCAGAAGACAUCAGAACAGAGGUUCUGGCAAAGGAAAUUGUCCACCAAGACAAAUCUCUGGCAGACAUUUUGGAUCCAGACUCCAGAAUGAAGACAACUAUGGACCUGAUGGAAGGUUUGUUUCCCCGAGAUGUAAACUUGUUGAAGGAGAACAGCAUAAAGAGAAAGGCCAUGCAAAGAACUGUCAACUGUGCAGGAUAUGAAAGCAAGAGGAGUGAAGACAAGGAGGCAGUGGGCAUGCUGGUGAACUGUCCUGCCUACUACAGUGUGUCUGCUCCCAAGGCUGAGCUUCUGAACAAGAUCAAGGAUAUGCCAGAGGAGGUGAAUGAGGAAGAGGAGCAGGUGGAUGUCAAUGAAAAGAAGGCCGAGCUCAUUGGAAGCCUCACCCACAAGCUUGAGACCCUGCAGGAAGCGAAAGGGAGUCUGCUGAUGGACAUCAAGCUCAAUAAUGCCUUGGGGGAAGAGGUGGAGGCUUUGAUCAGUGAGCUCUGCAAGCCGAAUGAGUUUGACAAGUACAAGAUGUUCAUCGGGGACUUGGACAAGGUGGUAAACCUGCUGCUCUCCCUCUCAGGGCGCCUGGCCCGUGUGGAAAACGUCCUUAGCGGCCUCGGGGAAGAUGCCAGUAAUGAAGAAAGGAGCUCCCUCAACGAGAAGAGGAAGGUCCUGGCUGGGCAGCACGAGGAUGCCCGGGAGCUCAAGGAGAACCUGGAUCGGAGGGAGCGUGUAGUGUUGGACAUCCUGGCCAACUACCUGUCAGAGGAGCAGCUCCAGGAUUACCAGCAUUUCGUGAAAAUGAAGUCAACACUCCUCAUUGAGCAGCGAAAGCUGGACGACAAGAUCAAGCUAGGCCAGGAACAAGUCAAGUGUCUGCUGGAGAGCCUCCCGUCUGAUUUCAUUCCCAAGGCAGGGGCCUUGGUUCUGCCCCCAAACCUGGAGAGUGAAACGGCUCCUGUUGGGGGGUGUACUUUAAGUGGUAUUUUUCCAACAUUAACCUCCCCACUUUAACCUCUUCUAAAACACCCAACCAAAAGAUCACCCUUUCUCUCAACACUAUUUAGUCUGAAAAAUGUUUCAGUACAAACCACCAUUUAAACUCUAUGGGUUAUUGGGGUUUUUCUGGAUGAAAGGAAAACAAACAAACUAUCCAGGAAAAAGCCUGUUUCUUCCUUCUCACCCUACAUGAUUGAUCUGAGAGCUUGAAUGCUGCUGGGAACUUACUCCUUUCUAUGAUCACUUUCUAGUAGAAGGAAAAUUAAUGAAACUGUGAGAACCGAUGGGAGGGCGUUCGAUUUAGUUUUUAACAGGCUGAGGCAACAUAAUGAGUGUCACCCUCAGGAAUGUAUUCACAGUGGCCUUCCUUGCUUGUGGGUGGUAUAUCUUGACAACAGGUAUAAGAACUCAUUAAUGAAGGGUCUGCAACAUAAAGCCUUAAAGAGAAACACCCACAGAAGAAAACUGUAAAACCUUGAACAUUGUCGUUAUUUAUAUUUUUUAAAAUGAGAAAGAUCAUUAUGUUUGUGUGCUAACCACUUAUUUGAUUCUGUUUUGUGGUGGACAUAGGCAGUUAUGUUUGAGCUUUGUACUUUGUGAAAACCUUAAUGAAAUGAAGAAUUCCAAAGAUAA